AUGAGCUCAACUAAUAAAGAGCCAGCAGGGUCAGCACCAGCUAAUCCAACGGACUCUAUUAAUCCAGCCAAUAAUCAAAAUAAUAUUGUCCCAAGAGAUGUCAGAUUGUUGCAUUUGAUAUUUGCCACUCAAGGAAUCCAAAACUACCAGGACCAUGUACCUUUACAGUUGAUGGAUUUUGCUCAUAGAUACACUACUUCCGUCUUGAAGGAUGCUCUUAUAUAUAACGAUCACGCCAAGCCUUUGAAUUCCAAUACAAACAUCAAUUCGAGUGCUAAUUCUACGGUAAACACCGAUGACAUAAGGUUGGCCAUAGCUGCAAGAACAAACUACCAAUUCAAGCCCACACCGCCCAAGGAAUUGUUGUUAGAAUUGGCCCACGAGAGAAACUCAAAGCCUUUGCCACCUGUUAUUCCAAAAUGGGGCUUGAACUUACCACCUGAAAAAUACUGCUUAACGGCAAGAGACUGGGAAAACUUAGAAGACGAGUUCACCGAAGGUGAAAAGGAAACCCCUGAAGCUGCUAAUAAGAAGCUGAGAUUAAGAUAA
Molecule: messenger RNA, 549 nt
Organism: Debaryomyces hansenii CBS767
Lineage: Eukaryota; Fungi; Ascomycota; Pichiomycetes; Serinales; Debaryomycetaceae
Product: chromatin modification protein
Exons: 2
Coding region: 1-549 (182 amino acids)
Biological process (GO): RNA polymerase II preinitiation complex assembly; DNA-templated transcription initiation
Cellular component (GO): SAGA complex; transcription factor TFIID complex
Molecular function (GO): transcription coactivator activity; protein heterodimerization activity; RNA polymerase II general transcription initiation factor activity
Source: RefSeq, a predicted model, not a curated record